Messenger RNA from Tarenaya hassleriana, 1737 nucleotides. RefSeq lists its product as uncharacterized. The coding region runs from base 1 to 1737 and encodes 578 amino acids. The record is from RefSeq and is a predicted model, not a curated record. Lineage: Eukaryota; Viridiplantae; Streptophyta; Magnoliopsida; Brassicales; Cleomaceae. The transcript has a single exon.
AUGAGUUUCCGGGGUAGGCCCAAUGAGGAUCCAAAUGCUCACCUUACCAAUUUCAAGAUGAAUUGUAAGGCGAUAAAGAAAGGGCCGGGAAUCACCACGGAAGAUGAGCUCCUUGAGGCUUUCCCAUACUCACUCAUGGAGAGAGCAAGAGAUUGCCUCUACACUCUUGAGCCAAACUCCAUUUCAUCUUGGGAUGAGAUGGAGGAGCAGUUCCUUAUGCAAUACUAUUCACCCACCAAAACUCAACACGCAAGGAAUCGGAUCAAUGCUUUUAUACAAGAGGAUGGGGAGAAUCUUCAUGAUGCAUGGGAACGAUUUAAAGAAUACCAAAGGAUGUGCCCUCACCAUGGAAUGGAACGAGAUUACAUCCUAUCUAUCUUCAUUCAUGGAUUAAAGGAUGACACUCGAUCAUGGAUCGAUGCGACAUGUGGGGGUGACAUCUAUGACAUCCCUUUUCAAGAGCUAGAAGCAACAAUUGCAAAGUUGGCCAAAGGGCGAGGCCAUACAUCAAAUGAGUUCAGUAGGAGGGGCUCAACAAAGGGAGAUGCGGGAGAAAGAGCAGCACUCAAGGCAAUGUUAUCUGAACUUGCUGAGAUACAGAUACAACUUGCAAACAGUAAGCAAGUAGCAGCUAUAGAGGAGCCAAGUUUAGCACAAAUCCAACCGGGGAUGUAUUUGGUCAAUCAAGAAGCGGAGGAAGCCAAUUAUGUUGGCCCAAACCAAUACAACCACCCUUCCAACCUAUACCAUCCUGGGUUAAGGAACCACCCAAACUUCUCCUACAAGAACCAAACAAAUGCAAUGAACCCGCAAUCGACAUUUCAACGGAGCAACCAAGGACCCCCGGGGUUUCAAUCUAAGUUCCAGCAACAAGUCCAAGGAAACCAAGGUUAUCAAGGAACAUCGAACUAUAGACAACAACAAGAGCAACCAAAAGAUCAAGAUCCCGAGAUCAAGGACAUGCUGAUGCAAAUUCUCCAAGGGCAAAAGUCACAAGGAAUCUCUAUCGGAAACAUCGAGAAUGAGCAAAUUGUAUUCAAAAAGCAAUUGGAAGGAGUACAAGCUCAUUUAAAGAUUUUGGACAACCAAGUGGCACAACUCUCAUCUUCCUCAUCGAGACAACAAGGUACUCUUCCGGGAAAGAUUGAAGUGAACCCUCGAGAGCACAUUAAUGCAGUGGAAUUGAGAAGUGGAAAGCAACUCCCGGAAAUCGGUCCACCCAUGAGCGAAAAAGCACUAACACCAAGGCUAACGAGGGAAGAGAAAGGCAAAGCGGUGGAAGAAAGCGACUCCACGAUGAACACCCAGGAAAAGGAGCCGGCCUACAUUCCUCCACCACCUAAGGUACCCACAAUCCCUUUUCCCUCUCAUUUGAAAAAGUUCAAUGAAGAAAGUCAGUUUGGAAAGUUUGCGGAGAUGCUGAAAAAGAUGGAGAUUACGAUGCCAUUCCAUGAAGCGAUUCUCCAAAUGCCUUCCUAUGCAAAGUUUCUAAAGGAUAUUUUGACUAAGAAGCGAGUGGUAGAAAAGGAAACGGUGGCCUUAAGCACUGAAAUCAGUGUCGCCAUUACAAGACACGAGCUCCCUCCGAAGAUGUCGGAUCCGGUAAGCUUCUCCAUACCUUGCAAGUUGGGCAACAUUGAGAUAGAUCGAGCUCUAUGCGAUCUGGGAGCGAGUGUAAGUCUUAUGCCUUUGUCGAUCUACAAGAAGCUGAAUAUAGGGGAAUUGAAAUUGAGAUAG